Messenger RNA from Cylicocyclus nassatus, 892 nucleotides. The record is from the annotation of a GenBank genome assembly. Lineage: Eukaryota; Metazoa; Nematoda; Chromadorea; Rhabditida; Strongylidae.
AUGUGCAAUUGCACGCACCGCGGGGCACCUUACGACUACAUACUGAUGUCAAUCUCCAUAGUUUGUCCGUGCUGUCAUUUCGGUGAUUUGGAAACACCGGAACAACUUUGUGAUCACGUAUCAACUGUGCAUAAAACUCCGGCACCUAUUCAUGAACAUUUUUUCGACGAUGGUGAUCAGUUACAGGCUUGGCUAUCCGAAGUGGAAGACUCACGUACUGAAGGUGGUUACGUUGGCUCAGAAGAAGGUCCAUCCAGUGACGAUAAGGAAUACUAUUUGCUGUGUCGAAGACGUGCAUCUCCAUUGCUAAAGCGACGUCGUCUGACCGAAUCCGCGCGGUUUAGUGAAGCCGAAGGAAACACGGUCUCAUGCACGGCUUUCGUCCACGUAAUGGAAAGAGUUGAUGGAUCGGUGUACGUGCGAUUCUGUUUGGAGCAUGCCGGGCACGUUCCGUCCGAUCAGCUGAGACAAUCGCCGCCACCUGUCUCGAGAGCCAAAAGAAAGAGAUCGAAUUUGAAACGCCCUGCACAAAGUAUUAGCGAUUCGUUGACGAACUCGGCUGAAAGCAGUGUACUUUUGCCUCACAAACAGACCACAACAGAUCCGCCUGUUAUCAAAGAUGUCGAGAUGAUAUGUGGUGAUGUCAUUGAGGACAAUAACAAUAUCGACCCUCUACGAAAGGUGGAUAUGGGACCAGAUGUUGAAUUUGACACUUCGACAAUCAAUUCACAAAUUACACAAAGACUCGAUAAUACCACGGAUAGAUUGAGAGUCUUAACUCAGGUCCUAGCCGAUCUUGCUGUGGAUAUCCAUGCAUUUGAAGAACGACAAUGCGCUAUUAUGAUUUGAAGAAUUUUCUUCCUCAAAGGAAUCCUCCCUUAUUUGAGGCAGU